AUUAGAAGAUAAUAAAACAGCUGAUGAAUAUGCAGUUCGUUGCAGAAGAGAAACGAGAGUGUGAACAUUGCUCCAUUUUUUGAAAUUAGACAAAUCCAACAAAGAUCUGAGAAACAUGGCCACGGGACGUGCGUUGCAUUUUGUAUUCAAAAUACCCGAUCGAGCAUUAACAGUCAAAUUUUAUCGCGAGAUUCUUGGAAUGAAGGUGCUGAGACAUGAGGAAUUUGCAGACGGAUGUGAAGCUGCGUGCAAUGGUCCUUAUGCAAAUCGAUGGAGCAAAACGAUGAUAGGAUACGGUCCUGAGGACACACAUUUUGUGAUUGAAUUAACAUACAACUACGGAAUUAAGGAAUAUGAAAUGGGAAAUGAUUUCAAAGCUAUCACAAUUCGUUCGAAAGACGUGAUUGAAAGAGCACGUGCUAACAAGUGGCCUGUACAGGAAGAGAAUGGAAAAUUUGUGAUGCAGGCACCCGGUGGAUAUAAAUAUCAUAUUAUCAAUGAACAAAAAGAACCUGUUGGCAGUGAUCCUGUAGAAAAAGUUACUCUAUCCAGCUCCAAUCUUCAACGUACUAUUGCUUAUUGGAAGGAUAUCUUGGGAUUAAAGAUAUUUGAUCAGAAUGAUAAAAGCGUACUAAUGGGCUACAGUGAGGAUCAAGCUAAGCUCGAAUUUGAAGAUAUCGGCACUGAAGUUAAUCACGCAAAAGCAUAUGGACGUAUUGCUUUUUCCGUGCCACACGCGGAGCAACCUACAAUUCAAAAACUCAUCAAAGAAAGCGGAAAUAAAAUCCUAACUGAUCUUAUAACUUUAGACACACCGGGAAAGGCUUCUGUAAGAGUUAUCAUUCUUGCUGACCCAGACGGGCAUGAGAUUUGCUUCGUGGACGACGAGGGAUUUAGAGAACUGUCAGUCCCGGACUAUCCGAGUGAAGCAAUUUUGGACAGAUACAUUAAAAAAGAAGCGUCAGAUAACGCAUAAAAAAAUCGUUUUUUCCAUAUUUCAGUAUUAUUCUAAAAAAAAA
Messenger RNA from Pseudomyrmex gracilis, 1019 nucleotides. RefSeq names its product glyoxalase domain-containing protein 4. Lineage: Eukaryota; Metazoa; Arthropoda; Insecta; Hymenoptera; Formicidae. The transcript is spliced from 7 exons. The record is from RefSeq and is a predicted model, not a curated record. Bases 116 to 976 code for a protein of 286 amino acids.